Messenger RNA from Lutzomyia longipalpis, 2382 nucleotides. It is a transcript of the gene Elp2, whose product is annotated as elongator complex protein 2. The record is from RefSeq and is a predicted model, not a curated record. Gene Ontology annotation, molecular function: protein binding. The coding region runs from base 20 to 2359 and encodes 779 amino acids. Gene Ontology annotation, cellular component: elongator holoenzyme complex. The transcript is spliced from 3 exons. Gene Ontology annotation, biological process: tRNA wobble uridine modification. Lineage: Eukaryota; Metazoa; Arthropoda; Insecta; Diptera; Psychodidae.
ACAUGGAUGUUCAUCAGACAUGUCCAAUGAUAUUCCGAGUUUUAUCCCGUACACGUGUUUCCCUUCCAAAAUGAAAACAAAGAACUUGUACACAUCCGUGGCCAGCAACAGGACUUCCAGUGCUGUAGAUUGGAAUAUCCGGAGGAAGACAAUUGCCUUUGGAACAUGCAACAGUGUCGCGAUAGCCCGGGAGAUUGGCGCUACCUGGCAAGUUGUACGGACUCUCGUUGGUCAUCGCGAUCAUGUCAAUGCUGUAAAGUUCGUGGAAGAGGAAGAUGAUGCAUCCUGGGAAUUGCUUUCUGCCUCUGAUGACGGCACAGUUAAUGUGUGGAUGUUCCGGAAUGAAGAUGAUGUUCCCCUUCCGGUGCCUCUCAAUGGUGGACGAAAGUGUGGAAUUUGUACCGUUGAUGGAAUAAGGGUGUCUGAGAAAUUGACGAUUGCAGCUGGUCUAAAGGAUUCCUUCGUGGAAAUUUGGGAAAAGAACCAAGAUGAUGUGAUGCUGAAAGAAACACUGGAUUUGGGUAGAGGCUUCUGCCUAGUGGUGCGAUUGGCAAAAUUCUUGGACACAGGGAGUGUUAUGCUCCUUGUGGGAACGAGUGAGAACAAAAUUAAUCUCUAUGUGGAUUCUGGGAAGAAUUUUGAAUUGAAGAAAACUCUCGUGGGACACGUAGAUUGGAUUCGUGGGAUUGACGUGGCUAGCUGCCCUGAGAGCCAGGAUAUGAUUGUAGCUACAUCAGCACAAGACAACUACGUGAGAUUGUGGCGACUGUCACGCUUCCAAAAAAUUGAGAGUACAGGCAUUGAGGGAGAAUCCAAUCAUCUGGAGAAACUCAAAUUCCAGUGCUCAGGGGAAACUUUUCAAAUUGAACUGGAGUCUGUGCUGAAGGGACACGAAGGAUGGGUGUACAGUGUGCAGCUGGGAAGGAAAGCUGAUGGGAAUUUGCAACUGUUGUCAGCUUCUAUUGAUAAAUCUGUAGUGAUCUGGACACAAUCCGCUGAUGAUUUGUGGCUCGAGGAUGUUCGUCUUGGGGAUAUAGGAGGCAACCAAAUGGGAUUCCUCACAGCACUCUUCGGGCGUGAUUGUGACUCCGUGCUAACUCACAACUUUCAGGGGGGGCUUCAGAUUUGGCAGAAGAUCCCUGGGCAGGAGAAUUGGGAUGUUGCAUGCACAUUUGGUGGGCAUUUUGGGUCUGUGAGGGACAUUUCGUGGGAACCUCUUGGAGAAUAUCUUCUAUCCGUAUCAGCAGAUCAAACCACACGCAUUCAUGGCCAAUGGGAACAUCAUGAGGAGCGAACAUGGCAUGAAAUUGCACGUCCACAGAUUCAUGGAUAUGAUUUGCAGGCCAUUGCACCUCUAUCCCGCUUCAAAUUCCUUUCCGCGGCUGAAGAGAAGAUUAUUCGCUGCUUCCAGGCGCCCACUGUCUUCGGGAAGAACUUCAUGGCUGUGUGCAAACCCCCUCCGGAGACGGAGCUUGAGAAUCUGCUAAACAGCAAUGUAGAGAGCGUUGCCAUAUCAGCACUGGGUCUCUCAGCACAAGCACAAAACACCGAAGGAGUCAUCAAUGUGGAAGAAGUUCUCAAGGGUCCACCUACUGAGGAAUAUCUCCGUCAAAAUUCUCUUUGGGUGGAAUUCCAAAAGCUCUACGGGCACGGAUACGAUGUCUAUGCCUUAGCUGUGAGUCCUGAUGGCAAAAUACUUGCCUCCUCCUGCCGUGCUAGCAAUGCUGAGCAUGCUAAAGUGAUCCUCUGGGAUACGAGCACAUGGCAUCCCAUACAAAAUCUCCACGCUCACCAGCUCACAGUGACACAAAUUCGAUUCUCUCCGGACAAUUCGCGUAUUCUCAUCGUGUCCCGCGAUCGUCGCUUCAGUGUGUUUGAGAAACUUCCCGAGGAAUCUGGGAAAUUCACCUGCACAGCCAUCAGCGAUAAGACAAAUGGGAUUCACACGAGAAUCAUCUGGUGCUGUGGCUGGUCUCAUGAUUCGAGCAUUUUUGCCACAGGAUCAAGGGAUGGGAAACUUGUUGCCUGGAAGAAAAGUAACACUGAGAAUGGAUCUCUGGCAUUCUACAGCCCCCAAGCUGUUCACACCUUUGACGAUUCAAUCACAGCUUUGGAUUUUGCUGGGAAUUUCAUUCAAAAUCGCUUCUUUGCUGCAAUUGGAUUUGAAUCCGGGAAAAUCAGUCUCUGCUCCCUGGGAGAUUCGUGGGAAAUUCUUCAUACCAUUGAGAAUUCGGAUGCUCACAGUUCUACAGUCAAAAGUUUGAGAUUUCGACCAGGGAAACAUCUUCAUCUGGCAAGCUGUGGCGAUGAUCAUUUGAUAAGAAUUUUUGAUCUUCAAACAUUCACGGAAAGUUUCUAAAUAUAGAAUUUUUCAUGCAAAAA